AAAACAAAACCCAAUCUCAUCAGAUCCCCCCCCGCUCUCUCUCUCUCUCUCUCUCUCUCUCUCUCUAUCGUAUUCUCUCUUUGAAGCCGCCUGCCCACUGCUCAGAGAGUGGACGACGACGGUGAUUCGCCGCCCAACGAUUUGAAGAAGACGGAGACGACGACAUCUUCUCCCCUACUCGCUGACGAAGACGGCCAUCUCCUCCCUAAGUCGUCGACGGCAUCUUCAACGACGGAAGUGACAUAGCUCCCUAAGUCGACGACGGCCAUCUUCUCCAACGACGGAAGUGACACAGCUCCUCCCUCGCAAACGGCAGCAACUCAGCCCCAAUUUGUAGGGUUUUCAUUCGACAUUUCCAAUUAAUCAUAGCCUUCGGAUAUCGAAUCCCAUUUCAUUAAUCCACAAGAAAGGUUGGUUAUCGUAGCGUAGUGUCAGCAUCAGUAAGUCUGAUUACCAUUCUGAGCUUGAUUUGCAUACUGUACUGUGAUCAUAUUUACAGCACAGUAUUUUUAUUACCAUGGAUGCUGUCAUUACUGAAAUACCAUCUCAAACUCGACCAAAAUGGAGAAAAGUUGCAUAUGGAGGGAUGCAACCUGGGUUUGAUGACAACCAUACUGAUGACUCUUUUCUUGAAAACAUGGUCAUGAAUGCCAAUGUUGUGAAAAGGAAUUUGCUAAAAGUGAUGCAGGAUUCUGUUUCCAUCUCUCAGUAUUUAUGUAUUGUUGCACUUGUUGGCCUGGUAUGGACUUAUACACUUACAUCAACUCUUAAUGAAAAAUCACUAUUGGUUCUUAAUGUCAGUCUUCUUGGAUUAGGCUUCACAGUUGUUAUGUUAACUGGAGGAAUGCUUUCUCUCAAUCUUUUCUCACAUUAUCUCCUUAAUAUAUCUUUUUUCGCCACCGGCUUGUAUAUUCUAGCUCCCAUCUUUUACACCCUUACUAGGUCAAUCAGCUCGGACUCCAUUUGGGCGGUAACUGUGUUACUUCUUCUGCUCCAUCUGUUUCUCCACGAUUACUCAGGAUCUACUGUAAGAGCUCCGGGGGCUCUUCAGAAUCCUACCUUGACCAGCUGCAUCUCUUUAAAUUCUUCUGUUGUGGCCUCGGUUUUUUUUUCUUCUCGUCUUCCAUCGAGGCUUCAUGUGUUUGCUAUCAUGCUAUUCUCCCUACAGGUCUUCCUUUUCGCUCCGUUGGUGACUUACUGCAUUAAGAAAUACUCGUUCCGCUUGCACCUCUUGCUUUCAUUUUGCCUGAUGACACUGACACUGGGGUUUGUAUAUACAAUGCACAGCUUGCUUUUUGUAAUGUUUAUGGGUUUGUUGGUUUUUGUAAAUGUGGUUUGCCCAUAUUGGCUCAUACGAAUUCAAGAAUACAAGUUUGAGAUCAAUGGCCCUUGGGAUGAGGCCAAGCUUUGUUUUGAUAUUACAGAUUGACUACUUUAGUGUCUUCCUAAGAGGUUUUGGUGUUCUGUACUUGAUAUUCUUAUUCUUAAGCUAUUAAAGAAAGUUGAUUGUAUUGUUUUUGGUUAAA
This is a messenger RNA of Cannabis sativa, 1526 nucleotides long. Its product is annotated as phosphatidylinositol N-acetylglucosaminyltransferase subunit C. The coding region runs from base 518 to 1429 and encodes 303 amino acids. NCBI's taxonomy places the organism in Eukaryota, Viridiplantae, Streptophyta, Magnoliopsida, Rosales, Cannabaceae. Gene Ontology annotation, cellular component: membrane; glycosylphosphatidylinositol-N-acetylglucosaminyltransferase (GPI-GnT) complex. The transcript has 3 exons. Gene Ontology annotation, biological process: GPI anchor biosynthetic process. The record is from RefSeq and is a predicted model, not a curated record.